AGCGUCCAGCGUCCAGCGCUCGAGGCCCGGUACGCUCUUGAAGUCGUCCUACACUCAGAUUCACCACACCACCAUGUCAGCUCCUCCGCCCCCUCCAUCCUUUCCCAGUCACAUCCCGCCACCUCCCUCUGCUUCAUCAACCAAUCCUCCUCCUCCUGCUCCUCCGCCGCCUUCGAUCUUGACUGAUGAUCCACCAGCUGCACCAGCACCAAAUGCCACCUCGGAUUCCACAUUCACGAGGGCACCUGCUCCGAUUCCAAAGCGUGCUCCCCUGAGCAUAGAAGAGAUCAUGCGGGAGAAGCGCGAACAAGAGGCAGCAGCCAGCAAGCCAAAGUUUCUCACGAAAGAGCAGCGAGCAGCCCUGGCUUUGGAAAAGCGGGCAAAAGAAGUUGAGGAGAAGAGACGCAAACAAGACGAAGAAAGACGAGCACGCGAACAGCUCUUCAAUGGGGGCUCAGGUCGGCAGAGCGACGGAUAUGAUGCGUACAGAGAUGGAUCAAAUGCUUCGAUGUACGCUGCACCACCAACCGCACCGCCCACAGGCCCUCGGCAUAUGCAGGGUAGGAUACCCAACGGACCGGCAGCAUACAGGACGGGCAAUAGUAUGAAUGCGCCUGGGAACAUGGCACCGCCCUCGACAAUCCCGGUUAAACGGCCUGCGGUCAAUGAUGCGCCUGCACCUGGGGAGGACAAGGAGUUCGAAGAUAUUCGUGCCCGUUACAUGGGCAAUCAAGAGCAGAAGAAGAAAAAGCGGCGAGUAGCUGGGAAGUUCACCUUCGACUGGUCAGCUGAGGACGACACCUCGGAUACACGGAAUGAUAUGUAUUCAACCAAGCAAGACACGCUCAUGUUUGGUCGGGGCAGGCUAGGAGGUUUUGAGAAGGGCGAAGUGGAAGGCAGAAAGGUGAACUGGGACAACAAGCACUGGUCGGAAAAGCCAUUGGAUGCCAUGAAGGAACGUGAUUGGCGUAUCUUCAAAGAAGAUUUCAAUAUUGCUGUCAGAGGUGGCGGUAUCCCCAAUCCGAUCCGAAAUUGGCAGGAGGCAGGGUUGCCCAAACAGGUCUUGAAGGUCAUCAACCAAGUUGGUUACAAAGACCCGUCGCCAAUUCAGCGCGCCGCUAUUCCCAUUGGACUUCAGUCUCGUGAUCUCAUUGGUAUCGCCGAGACAGGAUCCGGAAAAACGGCCGCGUUCAUCAUCCCCUUACUUGUGUAUAUCUCUUCUCUUCCGCCUAUCACUCCGCAAAACGCUAGCGAUGGACCGUACGCUAUUGUUCUUGCACCAACCCGUGAACUUGCACAACAGAUUGAAGUAGAGGCGAAGAAGUUCGCCCAGCCCAUGGGAUAUACUGUUGUUUCUAUUGUUGGCGGUCACUCGCUGGAGGAGCAAUCAUUCAACUUGCGAAAUGGAGCGGAGAUUGUCAUCGCAACACCCGGACGUCUGCUUGAUUGUUUGGAGCGUCGUGUAUUGGUAUUGUCGCAAUGCACGUACAUCGUAAUGGAUGAAGCUGACCGAAUGAUCGAUAUGGGUUUUGAGGAGGCUGUGAACGGCUUGCUUGAUGCCCUUCCAGUGCACAACAUGAAACCCGAUACCGACGAUGCAGAGAACUCACAACUGAUGAGUAUGAUGCUCGGUGGUAAGGAAAGAUACCGACAAACUGUCAUGUUCAGUGCUACUAUGCCUCCAGCUGUGGAGCGCCUUGCGAGAAAAUAUCUGCGGCGACCGGCUAUUGUUACCAUCGGUAAUGCCGGUCAGAUUGUCGAUACUGUCGAGCAGCGCGUUGAGAUGAUAUCACCAAGCGAGGAGAAGCGCAGACGUCGCUUGGAGGAGAUUCUGAACUCGAACCAAUACCAGCCGCCAGUCAUUAUCUUUGUUAAUCAGAAGAAGAAUUGUGAUGCUCUAGCGAAGUCGUUAGUACGGGUUGGUUGGAAUGCGGUUACAAUGCACGGUGGAAAAUCUCAAGAGCAGCGUGAGAGUGCCCUGCUCCAACUGCGUAACGGCCAAGCGGAUUGUUUGGUCGCAACGGACCUCGCUGGUCGUGGUAUUGAUGUGCCGAAUGUAUCGCUUGUGGUCAACUUCAAUAUGGCGAAGACCAUUGAAGACUACACUCAUCGUAUCGGACGUACAGGUCGUGCCGGUAAGAGUGGUGUGGCAAUCACGUUUGUGGGACCGGAUGAUACGGACAUCUAUUACGACCUUAAGCAGGCGCUGCUGAAGAGCAGUAAGAGCAGCAUACCGGAUGAGCUUCGCCGUCAUGAAGCCGCAUCCAGUAAGCCAAAUAGGAGUGCACCGAAGAAACCUACAGGGGAUGAGAGCACUGGAACAUCUAUGCGUUGGGCGUGAUUCCCUUCUUGCGUCACGAAUAUAGUAGUAGCAUACCG
Molecule: messenger RNA, 2379 nt
Organism: Saitoella complicata NRRL Y-17804
Lineage: Eukaryota; Fungi; Ascomycota; Saitoellomycetes; Saitoellales; Saitoellaceae
Product: P-loop containing nucleoside triphosphate hydrolase protein
Exons: 1
Coding region: 74-2341 (755 amino acids)
Biological process (GO): mRNA splicing, via spliceosome
Cellular component (GO): catalytic step 2 spliceosome
Molecular function (GO): RNA binding; RNA helicase activity; ATP binding
Source: RefSeq, a predicted model, not a curated record